Messenger RNA from Lecanosticta acicola, 593 nucleotides. The record is from the annotation of a GenBank genome assembly. Lineage: Eukaryota; Fungi; Ascomycota; Dothideomycetes; Mycosphaerellales; Mycosphaerellaceae.
AUGGUGUAUCUCAGCACCAGCGAUGAAUGGCAGCGCCAGUCAUCACUUCUGCUCCAAGCCCGGCCUACUACGGUUCGUACAACGAUCAUCGACUUACAGGGGACAUUUCUGAUUCCUACUACAGACACGAAUCACCACGAAAUACAACAUCCCCAAUCUCGAUUCACCCAGAUACCAGAAAGCAUUAAAGAGAAAACGGAAAGAAGAGAAUGAGGAGAAGGACAAGGAUGCCGCAGCCGCGCCUAAAGUCCCACGAGCAACGCUCACUCUGAAGACAUUCGAUCCAGAGUCCGGUGUGACAUUGAAAUUCAAGACAGACCGAGCCGCAGAAGUCGGACGCUUGAUCACGGGACUGGGGCGUGUAGGCAGACAUAUGGCUGCUCUGCCCGAGAAAGAAGAAGGUGCGUAUCGAGACACGGAUAAGACGAACACAGGCUAAUAGUGGUGUAGCCCAAGACAUGCCUACAGAAGAUGUCGCAGCGCCAGAGCAGACCACGACUGCUUCAAAGGACACUGCACCGGCCGUCCCAGCCGAUUCCAAGCCACAGCAAGGCGCUGGAGGCGGCAAGAAGAAAAAGAAGAAUAAGAAAUGA